Messenger RNA from Cladophialophora psammophila CBS 110553, 498 nucleotides. RefSeq lists its product as uncharacterized. The transcript has a single exon. The record is from RefSeq and is a predicted model, not a curated record. Bases 1 to 498 code for a protein of 165 amino acids. Lineage: Eukaryota; Fungi; Ascomycota; Eurotiomycetes; Chaetothyriales; Herpotrichiellaceae.
AUGGCUCCUAAAUUUGAGCAGGUAUUCAAAUUGAGGGCGUUUUUGAGCAAGACGGAUUUUCUCUCCUUGGGGCCCAUCAAAGGAGGCCCACACCGCUAUAUUGCGACGGUCACUCAUGGGACAUUGGAGGGCUGUGGACUCAAAGCUCAGCUUCUCCAUGGAGGUGGGGACUGGCUGCUUUUAGACCACUCAAGUGGAGUGGCUCAUCUCGAUAUCCGCGCCCAAGCUCGGUCGGAGGGAGGGGAGUGUUUCUAUCUACACUAUCCAGGUAUCUUGAAGAUGGACGAAGCAACUCAAUUGGUUUUACAGUGGAGUCCCGAAGCCAAAACUACGCGGUCGGAGGACCACUAUUUUGUUACUACACCAGUCUUCGAGACAAGCAGUCAAGAUUUCAAAUGGAUGGAGCAAAACAUCUUCAUUGGACAUGGCCAUUGGUACAUUCCAGGUGACGGUACACAAGCGGUCGAGUAUGAGAUAUAUAAAGUGGUGUCUGCUUGA